Messenger RNA from Nerophis lumbriciformis (worm pipefish), 1101 nucleotides. NCBI's taxonomy places the organism in Eukaryota, Metazoa, Chordata, Actinopteri, Syngnathiformes, Syngnathidae. The record is from RefSeq and is a predicted model, not a curated record.
AUGGCUCCGGCAGGUUCACGUAAUGUCAAACAGGGCUGCAAGAGAGUUCUCUAUUGGAUUCCGGUUCUAUUCAUCGCACUCAUAGUGGCUUGGUCGUACUUCGCCUACGUUGUCCAGCUUUGUUUGGUUUCAAUUGAAGACACGUGGGAAAAGGUUAUCUAUUUAAUGGUGUACCAUGUCAUCUUCAUCAUGUUUAUCUGGGCUUACUGGCAAACAAUCUUCACCAAGCCCAUGAACCCUCUGAGGGAGUUCUGCCUGUCCUAUUCGGACAAGGAGCUACUGGAGCGUGAAGACAGGGUUGAGUCUCAGCAGGAGAUCCUGAGAAGAAUAGCCAAGGAGCUGCCUAUCUACACACGCACAAACUCUGGAGCAAUCCGUUUCUGUGAUCGUUGCCAGCUGCUGAAGCCUGAUCGAUGUCACCAUUGUUCAGUUUGUGAUAAAUGCAUCCUAAAGAUGGAUCACCACUGUCCCUGGGUGAACAACUGUGUGGGAUUCUCUAAUUAUAAAUCCUUCAUGCUGUUUUUGGCAUAUUCGCUGCUGUAUUGCCUUUUUAUAACUGCUACAGACCUACAAUACUUUAUUAAAUUUUGGAUGAAUGGCUUUCCAGACACUCAGGCCAAGUUCCACAUUCUGUUCCUCUUCUUCUCUGCCUCCAUGUUCUCAGUCAGCCUCGUGUCUCUUUUCAUCUAUCACUGCUGGCUUGUCUUCAAGAACAGAUCUACUCUUGAGGCUGUUCGUGCGCCAGUGUUUCGCCAUGGAACGGACAAGAACGGAUUCAGUCUGGGCUCCAGUAAGAAUUUUCGUCAAGUCUUCGGUGACGAAGUCAAAUAUUGGCCUUUUCCUAUUUUCUCCAGUUUAGGGGAUGGUUGCUCGUUCCCAACAUGCCUGGUGAAUACUGACCCUGAGCAACCCUCUUCGCCCAACAGCUACAACCCUACACAAAAAAGUAAUGCAGAGGGUCGCCACUUUUCCUUCAAGCCAAUGAGGGAGAGUCAAAGUCGAUUGCUCAGCAGUACCGCCUCGUGGAGUGAAAGUGAAAUUGCGGCAGAUGACAAGAAUGGCGCUAAUAACCCGCUAAUGGCUGCAGAAAAUGAGGCAUAG